GUGUGUGUGUGUGUUCCGGUUUAAGUGAAAGUCAAAGUCCAUUUUCUGGAAUAAGGAAGUAAAUCAUUGGCUGGAGAAAAACACAGUUUACAGGUGUAAUCUGUAGGAGGAGACAUGACCUCCAAUAUGAGUGUGUCUGUGAACCAGGACUUAAAGAAAGAUGAGAGUCUGAUUCAUGGUGAGAGAUCAGACUCACCUGAACCCAGCUGUGUGUCCAUGAAGAGUGACCAGUCAAUGGAAAAACCAGUAGGCUUUAGAGACACAGACCGUGCUACUGAUCUGAGACUGCAGAAGAAUAAAUCAAAAAUCACUGAGAAGAGUCACUUGGAGGCCAUAUUCAAGGAUCUGGAGCACAAAGUCAUCACUCUGUUAAAGAAGGAGCUGAAGAGAUUUAAGAAGCUCCUGAGUCCAGAUUACCCAGCAUGCUCUGAGAGGGAGGUGGAGGAUGAGGAGGAUCAGAGCAGUGUGAGAGAGGGAGCGCUGAAGAUCACACUGCACAUCCUGAAGAACAUGAACCACACAGAUCUCGCUAACACACUGCAGAACAAACUCCUGUACCAGGGGAAACUCAAAUCCAGACUGAGAGAGAAAUGUAAAAGAAUUAAUGAAGGAAUCUCACAGCAUGGAAACUCAGCACUUCUGAAUGAGAUCUACACAGAUCUCUACAUCACAGAUGGUUGGAGUGGAGACGUCAAUAAUGAACAUGAGGUGAGGCAGAUUGAGACAGCAUCCAGGAGACCAGCAACACAGGAGACAUCGAUUAAAUGUAAUGACCUCUUUAAAGACAAGUCCAUCAGAAGUGUGCUGACUAAAGGAGUUGCAGGAAUUGGAAAAACAGUCUCUGUGCAGAAGUUCAUUCUGGACUGGGCUGAAGGAAAAGCAAAUCAGGACGUCACCUUCAUGUUUCCACUUCCCUUUAGAGAGCUGAAUUUGAUGAAGCAGAAAGAUCUCAGUCUGAUGAAACUUCUUCAUCACUUUUUCCCAGAAAUAAAAGAACUACAAUUAAUAGACUGUAAUGUUCACAGAGUGAUAUUCGUCUUUGAUGGUCUGGAUGAGUGUCGACUUCCUCUAAAUUUCCAGAACAAUGAGAGUUUGUGUGAUGUGACAGAGUCAGCCUCAGUGGAUGUGCUGCUGACAAACCUCAUCAAGGGGAAUCUGCUUCCCUCUGCUCUCCUCUGGAUAACCUCUCGACCAGGAGCAGCCAAUCAGAUCCCUCCUGAGUGUGUAGACCAGGUAACAGAGGUACGAGGGUUCAGUGAUCCUCAGAAAGAGGAGUACUUCAGGAAGAGGAUUAGUGAUCAGAGUCUGGCCAAUAAAGUCAUCACACACAUGAAGUCUUCAAGAAGCCUCUACAUCAUGUGCCACAUCCCAGUCUUCUGCUGGAUUUCAGCCACUGUUCUAGAGAGAAUGUUGGCUGAAGCAGAGAGUAGAGACAUCCCCAAGACGCUGACUCAAAUGUUCACACACUUCCUGAUCUUUCAGAUCAAACACAAGGACCAAAAGUACCAUCAGAAAUGUGACCCUGAUCCUCAGCAGACCAGAAGGAGUAUCCUGGCACUGGGAAAACUGGCUUUCCAACAGCUGGAGAAAGGAAACCUGAUCUUCUAUGAGGAAGACCUGAGAGAGUGUGGCAUUGAUGUCAGAGAAGUGUCAGUGUACUCAGGAGUGUGUACCCAAAUCUUCAGAGAGGAGUUUGGGCUUCACCUGGGGAAGGUGUUCAGCUUUGUACAUCUGAGUGUUCAGGAGUUUCUGGCUGCUUUAUACUCGUUUCUCUCUUUCUUCAACAAAACGAAUGAAACGCAUCAAAUCAGUGAUCUGUCUGAUCUUUUAACCAAAUCAAGCAUGUCUGAUUUCCUGAGGUGUGCAGUGGACAAGGCCUUACAGAGUGAGAAUGGACACCUGGACCUUUUCCUCCGCUUCCUUCUGGGUCUCUCACUGGAGUCCAAUCAGACUCUCUUACGAGACCUAAUGCCCCAGACUGGAAGCAGCUCUCACAGCAAACAGGAAGCAGUCGAGUACAUCAAGGAGAAGAUCAGGGAGAAUCCAUCUCCAGAGAAAUCCAUCAAUCUGUUCCACUGUCUGAAUGAAAUGAAUGAUCAUUCUCUAGUGCAAGAAGUACAGCAUUACCUGAACAGAGUAGAUUACUAUCGUCUCAGUGGAGUCAGACUCUCUCCUGCUCAGUGGUCAGCUCUGAUGUUUGUGUUGCUGAACUCAGACAAGAGUCUGGAUGUGUUUGAUUUGAGGAAAUAUGACCCAUCAGAUGAAUGUCUUCUGAAGCUGCUGCCAGUGGUCAAAGCAUCCAGAAAAGCUAAGCUGUGUUGGUGUAAUCUCACAGAGGAAAGCUGUAGAGCUCUGUCCUCAGUUCUCAGCUCAAACUCCUCCAGUCUGAGAGAACUGGACCUGAGUGAGAAUUAUAAACUACAGGAUUCAGGAGUGAAGCUGCUCUCUGCUGGACUGGAGAAUCCACACUGUACACUGGAGACACUGAGGCUGUGUGAGUGUGAUCUCACAGAGGAAAGCUGUAGAGCUCUGUCCUCAGUUCUCAGCUCAAACUCCUCCAGUCUGAGAGAACUGGACCUGAGUAAGAAUUAUAACCUGCAGGAUUCAGGAGUGAAGCUGCUCUCUGCUGGACUGGAGAAUCCACACUAUACACUGGACACACUGAGGCUGCGUGGGUGUAAUCUCACAGAGGAAAGCUGUAGAGCUCUGUCCUCAGUUCUCAGCUCAAACUCCUCCAGUCUGAGAGAACUGGACCUGAGUGAGAAUAACUUGCAGGAUUCAGGAGUGAAGCUGCUCUCUGCUGGACUGGAGAAUCCACACUGUACACUGGAGACACUGAGGCUGUAUCGUUGUAAUCUCACAGAGGAAAGCUGUAGAGCUCUGUCCUCAGUUCUCAACUCAAACUCCUCCAGUCUGAGAGAACUGAACCUGAGUUACAAUAAACUGCAGGAUUCAGGAGUGAAGCUGCUCUCUGCUGGACUGGAGAAUCGACACUGUACACUGGAGACACUGAGGCUGGAAUGGUGCAGUAUUACAGGUGAAGGUUGUGCUGCUCUGGUUUCAGCUCUGAAGUCAAACACCUCAUCACAUUUGAGAGAACUGAAUUUGAACUACAAUAAACCAGGAGAAUCAGGAGUGAAGCUGCUCUCUGAUCUAUUGAAGGAUCCACACUGUAAACUGGAGAAACUUGAGCUGUGUCGGUGUAAUCUCACAGGGGAAAGCUGUAGAGCUCUGUCCUCAGUUCUCAGCUCAAACUCCUCCAGUCUGAGAGAACUGGACCUGAGUAACAAUAACCUGCAGGAUUCAGGAGUGAAGUUGCUCUCUGCUGGACUGGAGAAUCCACACUGUACACUGGAGACACUGAGGCUGGAACGCUGCAGUAUUACAGGUGAAGGUUGUGCUGCUCUGGUUUCAACUCUGAAGUCAAACACCUCAUCACAUCUGAGAGAACUGAAUCUGAACUACAAUAAACCAGGGGAAUCAGGAGAGAAGCUGCUCUCUGAUCUACUGAAGGAUCCACACUGUAAACUGGAGAAACUUGAAUUUUAGCUGCAUUAAUUCUGAUCUGAUCUGAGUCUCACACACAGAGGAUGAAGAGGAUAAACUCUUACAGUACAAAAUGUUUGAAAAACAUUAUCAUUUAGUGAUAAUCAGAUGGUGUACAACAUGUCAGCACUUCUGCUUCUCUAGUUGUUUGUAAAAAUGCACCAGCUGAGAUAAAGUUUAACAGAACACUAAUCAAUCUUUUCUUACUAACAGCAAAACAGAAAGUGUUAAUGCACUUAUAAUGUCAUUUAAUAAUUUUGUAUAUACAGUAUGUUCAUGAUUUCCAUUUACAUGUAGCAGAAGGAAACAUUUAUGUUUAAAAUACAUUAUAAAUAUCUCAUGGUAUCAGUUCAAUGCAGUAAUUUGGUCAUUGCUCAAAGUUAUAUGUUGUUUAUACACUGAGUUAAAGUAAUUUGUUUCCUACUGAAGUUGUUAGAAAAUUAAGAUUAGAAAAGUUUAAUUUAGUUGUCUAUCUACAUAAUUAUGUUUCAAUUUAUUAAAUUGUGUGUUCAUAUAUAUAUUUUUAAUUGUUUUAAUUUUUUUUUUUUUUGGUGUGUGUGUGUUUGCACCUGAGUCUGUAUCCAUGCUGUAAUAUAGUGCUGUGUUUGACUUAGCUUGAAUGGUGAGUGUCAUUUUGGCCUGGAAAAAACAUGCACACCUCCAUGUUCAUCUUUUGUUAGCAAUAAGCUAGCCAGCUAACUCUGAUGAGUGAUGUAUAUUUACCUCCUCAACACAGCACACUGUAUAGUCAGUAUUAUAGAACAUAAUAACCCUCAAGGAUUAUUACAAAGAAUCUACAAAGAAUGUGUCAUCAUUAGCAUAAUGUCGAAUAAAUGCCUAUAAUAUAAAAAAUAUUUAAACAUAUAAAAAAAUAACUGCUAGAGAUAGACUUUAAGCUAGCUAGCACAGUGCAGUCAAGUUUCUAUGAUACUGUGUGUGUUUUUAGACUUGAAAUAUCAAUUAGCAUGGUAAGUAUUAAUUAGCAGUAUUUAAACUCAUUGCUAUGAAUAAACCUACAGGCUUUGCUCCAACAAAAACAAUGUACAGUGUGAGGCAUCAUGGCAACAGCAAACAUGGUGAACUUAUUUCCCGCAAAGGUUGUAGGUCAUACAUCACUAAUGACCCAUAAAUAAUCUGCUUCUUUUAACAUUUUACACAAUGAACAGUAAAUGGCUCUGAGUCCAUAUAGGAGGCAGAACAUGAAGACUUCAUUUCUUUAUUUCUGUAAGUGGAAUCACCUACACUGUUACCAAAUAAGUGUUUGGGUGUGGGGGGUAUUUAUUAUUGAUAAGUGCAGAGUGUUUGUGUGUGUUGUGUGUAUGUAAGUAGGAGAGCAUUUGAAUGAUCAUGUGUUCGUGACUGUGUGUGUGUUGUGUGUAAGUGUGUACAGUAUAUUUGUGUGUGUAUUGACAGUGUGUUAUUAGGGAUGUCAUAAAACAGCGAUAUAUUGAUUAUUGAUCAGCAUGUUAUUUUCUCGAAGAGUCUUUGAGACAGUGAUGGUUUAAAAUGACAUUUAAACGGGUAAUAUGCGUUUGCUAGCAGUUUAACAUUGUAGUGUAUGAGAUUACUGUCAAAAUGCAGGCGACAUGGAGCUGUGAUUUAAACAAUAGAGAGAGAAAUUUUCUGGUACAGAAGCAGAAACACUUCUAUGGCAUCAAAAUGCUUCAUUGUGUGACUUCACUCCGUGACAUCGUUCCCCACAGACACAAGUGUUCCUGAUAAUAUACACUAACACUGUUCCACUGCUGCUAAUGCUUUCCCUUCUUUUACAUUUUUAUA
This is a messenger RNA of Pangasianodon hypophthalmus (striped catfish), 5325 nucleotides long. Its product is annotated as NACHT, LRR and PYD domains-containing protein 12-like. The transcript is spliced from 14 exons. The coding region runs from base 115 to 3549 and encodes 1144 amino acids. NCBI's taxonomy places the organism in Eukaryota, Metazoa, Chordata, Actinopteri, Siluriformes, Pangasiidae. The record is from RefSeq and is a predicted model, not a curated record. Gene Ontology annotation, molecular function: protein binding.